Aspergillus japonicus CBS 114.51 is the source of this 842-nucleotide messenger RNA. RefSeq lists its product as uncharacterized. The transcript has a single exon. The coding region runs from base 416 to 622 and encodes 68 amino acids. NCBI's taxonomy places the organism in Eukaryota, Fungi, Ascomycota, Eurotiomycetes, Eurotiales, Aspergillaceae. The record is from RefSeq and is a predicted model, not a curated record.
AACAUAAGACCGGGCCUUAGGCGUCAACCCCACCCUCACGGCGGACUCUUCCACGACUUCCCCUCCUCUCACUCGCAGCAGUCAGCUCCUUGUUUUCCAUCCUGUCGCAUAUCUUGUACCAGGUCUACAGAGGUAACAGCAGCAACCUACACACGCCUUCUUCUAAUCCCUGAAGCCUCGCUAACAUGAUCAAUAAAGUGAUGGAUUCAACAGCCCCAAGGACCGGCUACCAGACCAGCUCUUCCUGGACUACUCAAUCCGUGAUAUCCAAGAAGGUCGUCUCGUUGCGGCCAACGACCCGUGGGUUCCUUUAUAUCUCGAUGCCAUCCGCGAUGGGAGGUAUGGGGAUGCGGCGUGGGCGUGAUAUCACAUCGGUGGAGAUGUGGAGAAUGGCAUCGUUGGCGGCUCUGGUGGUAUGACCAUCCUCGAGGUGAUCAAGGAGGAUGCCCUUUCAUACCGGGUGUCGCAUCCGGAAGAAUACUUCAAGGCCGUGGCGUUCUAUCGCGGCACGAGCAAGGACGAUGGGCGUGUCGAUGUCCUGGAUGUCAUUUGCAUUCUUGAUGAACGGGAGAUCGCGGAGAUGGAGGUUAGGAAGAAGAGGGAGAAUCAACUGGAUGAUUAAGGCUGCUUGGUCCUGCUUUUGCCAUGCUUUGAUAAAUAACAGUAUGGUUUGGAUUCAGUGGUACGAUGGCAGCUGUCGCAAGAUCUCAUCUGAGUCGAGCAGGCUUGACUUUGCGUUGAUACUAUAUGUAUCAUUCGAAACAAGAACCAACAUGGUGGAAUACUGUGCUUUUUCUCUUUCCCAUAUGGGUAGGCCACCGACUUCAGCACGGAGUAUCAAG